Messenger RNA from Paramecium pentaurelia, 678 nucleotides. The record is from the annotation of a GenBank genome assembly. NCBI's taxonomy places the organism in Eukaryota, Ciliophora, Oligohymenophorea, Peniculida, Parameciidae.
AUGGGAAAUUGUACAACUGAAAACUUAUAAUAAUAUGAGAAUGUAGAAUUUACAGAAGGUGAUACAUAUGAGGGAGAAAUGGAGAAUGGAUUUGCAGAGGGUUGGGGCAUAUACACUAGAAAGAAUGGAGAUUAAUAUAUUGGUUGGGUAAUAAUCAAUUAUUUUAAGGAAAGUGGCAUAAUGGAUUUUAACAUGGAAUUGGUAAGGAGAUAUUUGCAGAUAAAACUGAGUAUGAAGGAACAUUUGUAGAAGGAAAGAAACAUGGUAAAGGAAAAAUAACAUUUCCUAAUGGAUCAUCAUAUGAAGGACAUUUUUAGAAGGAUAGUUUUUCAGGAGAAGGAGUAUACAUAUAUCCAAAUGGAAUGAAGUUAAUUGGUACAAUAAUAUUAUAAUUAAGUUUGGUAAGUGGAUUAAUAAUCGAAAAGAAGGCAGUGCAUAGAUUGUAUUUGAGAAUGGAAAUAUAUUUGAAUGUGUAAAAAUAUCAUAAAUUAAAAGUAAUACAAAAAUGAUAUGAAAAAUGGUGAAGGUUUAUUCAAAUGGCCAGAUGGAUGUAGAUUUUAAAGUAAUUGGGUAGAUGGAUAAUUGUAAGGGGAAUCGAAAUUAAUAGAGAAUGGAAUCAUGACUAUAGGAGAAUGGUUAAACAAUAAAUGUGUGAAGUGGGAAUAAUUGAAUAAUUGA